AUGGCUUUCGUCCGGUUUUUGCUCCUGACAAUCAACCUUUGGAUACAUUUUCUAUUUCUUCGAUCCGUCUUCUCAGUUUCUGAGAUAUCAAACGCCCGUUAUCCUUGGACGUAUCCGUCGUGGUUGAUCAAGUCCAUCACCACUCGAAUUUGCAAACAUCUUUACUUACAACUACUUUAUUUGCUUAACACGAGGAUGAAAAGCAGUUUGGCCAUUAUAUUCCUCGUUGGAAUGGCAGCUGCCGAUGACCAACCAGCCGGCCUUUUCAGUGCUCUUGAAAGUGUUGUUACAGCAGACUCAAGUCAAGUGCAAAACGGGAUCCAAACGCUUCUGUCAGAAGCCAACUCUUUGAUCAAAAGCAACUACCCCUCGACUACCAUUACCGAUUUGGCCUCUUUGACGUGGCCAGCGACUGUAGUCAUUGGCUCUCAGACCUAUACUAUACCAUCGACUGGUUCAACUGAGACACCAAGCUCAACUUCGGCUUCUUCGAGCCCUUCAUCAGCGAUCGCGUCCUCGACUGAGAAUGCCAGACCAGUUCUAACGUCCACAGCGUCAGUGGCACCCCCGAGCGCGGCUUCCACAUCGCUUUCAAACACAUCUUCACAGACGCAUAAAUCAGGAGACAAACGACUGGGCAUCAUCCUUGGCGUGGUUCUAGGAUCGAUUGCUCUUGCUCUUGCUGCAUUCCUCAUAUGGUUCCUGCACCGUCGUCGUAAAAACACAGGAAGCUUUUUCAAGAGAAGGCCGUCAAGUCCUUCAGACGAGGGAGCCUCCUCUUGGCGCAACGACGCAGAAGCUGAGAAGUACGGUAACCUGAAUGCACCACCAUUGCUUCAACCGUCAAUGGCCGUACAUGACGGUUAUGCAACCAGGAGUCAGACCAACGGCAAUGAUGAUAUGCACCUUGGUUAUGGCUACAUGCCUUAUGAGCACAGUGGACCUGCCGAGCUAUCGGCUGAACGAUCUGAUCAUGGGUCCUUCCAAGAGACAACACGCCGAGAAGGCAGGCAUGGUGGAGACAGACAGGGUCGACCACCGACUCCCUUCUCUCCAGAAUUGUUUGCUACAGUGGCCGCCAGUCCUGUCAGUCCGAUUGAACAAGAGCCUCAACGUCGUCGCAGCAGUGGCUUCUGGCCUCCACGAGGCAGCUCAGACGGAUAUCGUAACUUCGACUCGCCUUAUGUUCGACACCAGCCUUCACUUGCAGCUCUGGCAACUUCAGUAGCUCAGGAUUACCCUCACCCCUAUUAUCAAAAUCCAUUUGCAAGUAGUGAAGAUUAUGAUGAGGAUGGGUACGAAGAUCCUUAUCACGACUCUCGAAGGCAUUUGAGUCCAACACCCGAAAUUCCUACACGUAGCCCCAGACGCCAGAGCUCACCAAUGGUGGUUUAUCCCGGCUCAGAUGAAUUGGGCAGAUUCAACUUUGGCACGGAAGAGGGCAGAGAUUACAGGCCGAGCGAGCUUGGGGCUUGA
Messenger RNA from Aureobasidium melanogenum CBS 110374, 1476 nucleotides. RefSeq lists its product as uncharacterized. The record is from RefSeq and is a predicted model, not a curated record. The transcript has a single exon. NCBI's taxonomy places the organism in Eukaryota, Fungi, Ascomycota, Dothideomycetes, Dothideales, Saccotheciaceae. Bases 1 to 1476 code for a protein of 491 amino acids.